Messenger RNA from Trifolium pratense (red clover), 1404 nucleotides. RefSeq lists its product as uncharacterized. The record is from RefSeq and is a predicted model, not a curated record. The transcript has a single exon. NCBI's taxonomy places the organism in Eukaryota, Viridiplantae, Streptophyta, Magnoliopsida, Fabales, Fabaceae. The coding region runs from base 1 to 1404 and encodes 467 amino acids.
AUGAACGGUGAUGUAAUCAUCCCUUGGCCAUGUCUUGCAGCAACAACGGCACAACCCCAUAAGUCGAUGUCUAGUGUCGACAAUGUGAAACAGCAAAAAACGUUUGCGGAUGCUCUAGCAAAUGUCUGCGACAUUCCGGUAAGUCAAUUCCCGCAACCUUGUGUGAAAGGCCAAGAAAUUGCAAUUAUGAUUCCUGAAAAUGAAUAUUUAGCUGGUAUGGAUGGAUGCAAAAAUAAUCUUCAUGGAAGAAUUAUUUGGCCGAAGGGAUCGACCCCUUUGAAAAUUGAUGAGUUACGUGCGAAGCUUGCUACCUUGUGGAAUUCAUUGGGUCGCUGGGGAAUGGUUUCUCUUGGCAAAAGUUUCUAUGAAUUUUAUUUCUCUUCGGUGGAGGACGUGAGAAGGGUUCGCUCGGUGGCAUCUUGGUCUCUAAAUCCAGGAUAUCUUAAACUUUUUACCUGGACAAAUGAUUUCAACCCAAAUGCUCAACAUCACACUACUGCUCAGGUUUGGAUUCGUAUCUCUGGUCUUGCACAAGAAUAUUGGAGGAAGAACAUCAUCUUUGCUAUAGCUAGUAGUAUUGGAACUCCAAUUUGUGUAGAUGCUAACACUAGUAAAUCCGCUUUUGAGCGGUCUUUUGGGCACUAUGCACGUAUUCUUGUUGAUGUAGAUUUAAGCGUUCAGCUCAGAUAUCAAGUAUUAGUAGAACGUAAGGGAUUUGCAUUCUUCGUUGAGAUAGAAUAUGAAAAUCUCUCGGAUUUCUGUGACUAUUGUAAACAUAUUGGUCAUAAUAAUGCUAAUUGCAAACGGAAUAAAACUGUUGAAACUGAAGCUCGUGACAUGGGUAAAAAGGUUUCUAAAUCGCGGAAAGAAUUCAUACAGGUGCGUGAUAAUUGUCAGAAUCAACCUAGGCAACAACCUGUUAAUAAUGAAACUGCAAGUGGGAGUGAAGCGCAACCCGAUGCAAAUGAACCUAAUAAAGAGGAUGUUGUGAAUGUUAAUCACAUUAGCCAGUCUGGAAAUGAAGACCAGGAGCUUGUGAAUGGUAAUGAGAAUCUUCAAAUAACUCAGGAAGUGCCUGAAUUUGUGCCGGACACCCCCAUCAGUGACAAGAUUACUGAUGAGGCGAUAGAGACAAUAGAGCAUGAUUUCAAUGUCAAUGAUGAUAAUCCAAAUAUACCCAAGGUGGUUCAUCAGGAUGUGCAAAUCUUAAAAUCCAAUCUGGCGGAUAUGGCGGAGGAACAGAGGAAUAAUCAGGAAGGAGAAUUAGCUCUAGACAACACAGAUGAUCAACCUUUCGAGAUUGUUCUCACUAAGUCGCAGAAAAAGACAAACAAAAGGCAAGAGCAACAAGCCAGGGCGCGUGUUACCCUCACUAGGGCAGGAUCCCGAAAUCUUGCCAAAUGA